This is a messenger RNA of Nicotiana attenuata, 868 nucleotides long. RefSeq names its product V-type proton ATPase subunit G 1. The transcript has 4 exons. Gene Ontology annotation, cellular component: vacuolar proton-transporting V-type ATPase complex. The record is from RefSeq and is a predicted model, not a curated record. The coding region runs from base 132 to 464 and encodes 110 amino acids. NCBI's taxonomy places the organism in Eukaryota, Viridiplantae, Streptophyta, Magnoliopsida, Solanales, Solanaceae. Gene Ontology annotation, molecular function: proton-transporting ATPase activity, rotational mechanism. Gene Ontology annotation, biological process: proton transmembrane transport.
GGUCCAAAUAAAAGGUCAAUUAGAGUCGGAAACUCUUGCAUACAAAAUCCAAUUCCAGAAAGGCCUCAGCUUUCGCAGCAACCGAUUCUCAACUCCGAUUCCACAGAGUUGUCUUAGUGUUAUAGACGAGUAUGGCAUCUAGCAGUGGCCAGAAUGGAAUUCAACUCCUUUUAGCUGCCGAACAGGAAGCCCAGCACAUUGUCAAUACUGCCAGGACUGCUAAACAGGCUAGAUUGAAGCAGGCCAAGGAAGAAGCUGAGAAGGAGAUAGCUGAAUUUCGUGCUUACAUGGAGGCUGAGUUUCAGAGAAAGCUUGAACAGACUAGUGGUGACUCAGGCGCUAAUGUCAAACGUCUUGAGCAAGAAACAGAUGCAAAGAUCGAGCACCUGAAAACUGAAGCAGAAAGAGUCUCCCCUGAUGUUGUCCAGAUGCUCCUGAGGCACGUAACCACAGUGAAGAACUAAGAUCUUCUGUGGGUGUAGUGGGUCAAGCUUAAUGUUCAUUUUGCAGAUUUAUGCUUCCCCCUGGUUUAUGGUUUCUCUUGCUUGAUCAGUCCAAUGGAUGUUCUCUAUUUGUAUUUUAUGUUUAUUAUCAUUAUUUAUUGUCUUGUCUGUUGAAUAAAACAACUCACUCGAGCUCGUUUCAACCUGUGUGUUGUAAACUUAGAUGAGAAACCAAGGUCAGAUGACUAGGCAUGGCUGCUUCUUAUUUAUCUAGAACUGAGGAGUCUUUGAUUCGCAAAUAUAGUUGAAUGCAAUGAACUUGUCGCUGCAUGCUUAUGUUGUACUAAGUGAUUCAGCUGUAAAGAGGAGUGAGAAUGUAUUUAAAUGAAUCAUUGCUUGGUUUUUAUGGGAAUGGUGUUGAUAAA